Messenger RNA from Syngnathus acus (greater pipefish), 1786 nucleotides. RefSeq names its product organic solute carrier partner 1b (gene oscp1b). The record is from RefSeq and is a predicted model, not a curated record. Gene Ontology annotation, biological process: transport. Gene Ontology annotation, cellular component: cytoplasm; plasma membrane. Lineage: Eukaryota; Metazoa; Chordata; Actinopteri; Syngnathiformes; Syngnathidae. Bases 120 to 1274 code for a protein of 384 amino acids. The transcript is spliced from 10 exons.
CCUCGCCAGUAGCGAGUAGCGAGUAGCGAGCUUGCCUCCACUGCUAGCACACUCACCGUCGUUUUCGAACGGGCUGUUUGUUGUUGAGCUUUUUUCUCUCUCUCUCUCCAGAUUCCGACAUGUCGUCGAGGACACUCCCGCUGCUGUUCAUCAAUCUCGGUGGAGAAAUGCUUUAUAUUCUGGACCAGCGGCUACGAGCUCAAAAUAUCCCCGCCGACAAAGCUAAGAAAGUCAUGAAUGACAUCAUCACCACCAUGUUUAACAAGAAGUUUCUGGAGGAGCUUCUCAAGCCCCAGGAGCUGUAUUCCAAGGAGGCGCUCCGCACCGUCUUUGACAGACUGGCCCACGCCUCCAUCAUGAGGCUCAAUCAAGCAAGCAUGGACAAGCUGUACGACUUGAUGACCAUGGCCUUCAAGUACCAGGUUCUCCUCUGUCCACGGCCGCGGGACAUCCUCCUGGUCACCUUCAACCACAUGGACGCCAUCAGGGAAUUUGUCAAGGACACGCCUUGCAUUUUGGCUCAGGUGGACGAGACGUACCGGCAACUGAUGGAGAUGUACACUCUGUUGCCGAGUGGCGAAUUCCAGCUCAUUAGACAAACUCUUCUCAUCUUCUUUCAGGACAUGCACAUAAGGGUAUCUAUUUUCCUCAAGGACAAAGUUCAGAACUCCAACGGCCGAUUUGUGCUCCCCAUCAGUGGUCCGGUGCCUCACGGGACACAAAUUCCAGGCUUGAUAAGGACGUAUAGCUGCACUGGCGAGGAGACCGGCAGGCUGCAGUUCAAAAAUGGCGGAAACUACACGGCUGCACUCUGCGAAGGAUCCUUUGAGCUGUUUGGCGACAGGGUCACCAAACUGGGCACGAACAUGUACAGCGUUUGCCGUCCGGUGGAAACUCACAUCGCGGGAACCUCCAAGCACUCAGCUCAGCACACCAAGGUCAACCUGGCUCCCAACCCGCUAGCUAAAGAAGAGCUCAACCUCUUAGCCAAACUCAUGGGAGGCUUGGAAGUCCACAAGGCCGGCGGCAAUGCCGAGAGCGAUUUCCGGGUUAACCUGUUCGCAACCGACGAGGAGGAAGAAGAGGCGUUAAUAUCCAGACCGGAUGAGCUGUCGUAUGGAUUCAUAAACAUCCAAGCUACAAAGGACCAAACAGCCAACGCCGAGCUGGCCAAGAUCAUGGGUGAGUUCAGCGGGUCUCGGGAGUCACCUGAGCGAUCCCCGAGUGACUGCAGCAAAGGAGACGACCUCCUGGCCAUGAUGGAUGGUCUGUGACGCCGUUGGGUUAGGAUGGAGCGGCAAAAGUCAUGCACAGGCAACCUUCUGGUUCUUUUCCUCCCUGUGCCGUCGGGAUUGUGCUACAUUCAGGCUGAAUGGCCCACAGCCAAUUUGGACACCACCCAAACGUUGUAAAGUACGCCAUGCGGGUCAUAUCCGAAUUGGUGGAUAAUUCAGGCACCGGCAUUUUUUAAAAAGGACCUUUUAUCGGAUCGUUUUCAUAUAAUACGGACGGCUCCAUCAUCCCAAGUGCUCUUUUCUAAUCCAAUUGUAAUCCAAUUUUGAUGCUGCGACAUUACGAUACGCGCUCAGGAGGGAAAGUACGAUGUCAUUUUACGUGAAAGUCUCAAAAGGAAGGAAAACUUGUUGGUGGCUACCUGCAAUGUCAAAACGUGUGAAUAUGUUUCUUUAAUAGUUGUAUUUAUUGGAUUUAUGUACGGUUUUCUCUGACUAGAUGUGCAUAUUUCUGCAAUAUAGCAGUUCCAAAAAUAAAAUGACCUUUUACAGAU